This is a messenger RNA of Cydia amplana, 1592 nucleotides long. It is a transcript of the gene NTPase, whose product is annotated as nucleoside diphosphate phosphatase ENTPD5. The record is from RefSeq and is a predicted model, not a curated record. Bases 119 to 1498 code for a protein of 459 amino acids. Gene Ontology annotation, molecular function: hydrolase activity. The transcript is spliced from 12 exons. Lineage: Eukaryota; Metazoa; Arthropoda; Insecta; Lepidoptera; Tortricidae.
UAUGAAAGGCUUUAGUCGCUGAAAUCAUGUUACAAAAAGUUGACGUAUUUUAGAAUUUCAAUGUACAGUAUUUAUUAUUUAACGUAGUGUCUGGUUGUGAUGUUUAUGUCAGCCCGAUAUGGGAAAAUUCAGUACUUACCGGUACUUAGAGUUAAAAGAUGAUAGCUCGGCACCAAACAUCAACAUACGGAGUAACAGAGUUCUGAAGCCUCCGCGACGGCUCAAGAAGACAUUCAUUCUACUCAUUGUAGCUGCACUAUGCAUGACAUAUUUUAUGGGUCUGUUCGCGGGCCAGUCACAGUGGUUCGAUGGUCUGGCCAAGGGCCUGGGGUACGAGAGCGAGCGCCACCACGCGGUCAUCAUAGACGCCGGCUCUUCGGGCUCCAGAGUACUGGCGUACAAGUUCCGGGUGCCGUUCACAUUAUUCGGACAGCCUAAUUUAGAUUUAGAGGAGGAGUACUUCGAGCAGUCAAAGCCGGGACUCUCUUCCUUCGCUGACGACCCUGCUAAGGGCGCGGACACAAUAGUGCAGCUAAUCAAGAAGGCGGAGUUUCUAACGCCAGCGGAGAAGAGACGCAGCACGCCACUUAUAAUUCGGGCUACAGCGGGCCUUCGACUACUGCCACAGGAAAAGGCGCGGAAGCUGCUAGCGUCCGUUUCAGAUGCAGUCGGCAAGCUGGGGUAUGACACGCGCGCUGGUAUAGAGAUUAUGGAUCCCGCGGAUGAGGGCAUCUUCAUCUGGUACACCAUUAACCUGCUCCACAAUAUAAUGGAGGGUGAGACUAUGGCAGCCCUAGACUUGGGCGGGGGUUCCACGCAGAUUACGUAUCAGCUGUCCCCACACGAUACACCCAAGUUCCUAGCCAAGGAUCUACACCUCGUGCCCACCAGCUCUGCCAACCUCACCGUAUACACGCACAGCUACCUGGGCCUAGGCAUGUACGCGGCUCGUCACGGCAUCUUCAAAUCGGAGUCCGGCAACGACUCUCUGGACAUCACGUCGGUGUGUGUCGAGCCUAUCGUGUCGGGAGAGAAGUGGACGUAUGCUAAUGUGGAAUACACUAUCAGCGGUGCCUCUCGUCCAGCCAACAUGAAGCGUGAAGCGGCCUUCGAGCGCUGCUACAAAAUAGUUAGCUCAUAUGUCAAGGCCACGCUGGAUUGGGAGCCGCAGAACCCGCCCAAAGGCAAGGUGGCCGCCAUGAGCUUCUUCUACGAGGUAGCCGCCGACGCUGGACUUAUUGACGUGAUGAAAGGCGGCACUAUAUCCGUGUCCGCGUACCGGCAGGGGGCGCUGCGGGCGUGCGGCGCCAGCAACGUGGAGCAACCCUUCGCCUGCAUCGACCUCAGCUUCUGUCUGGCGCUCUUACAGCAGGGGUAUAAAAUCCCUGACCACUCGCCUGUGUCGUUGUUCAAGAAAGUCAACGGGCACGAAGUCUCCUGGGCGUUAGGGCUCGCCUACACUUCCAUUGUGAAUCGCCUCGCCGAGACCAAAGUGUGAACACGCCCUAAGUAUUCAACCUAGCCCAUUGGAUAUGCGAAACGUGGUGGGGGAACUAAAAGCGUAUAGACCUUUGUAGUCUUAAAUAUUUGAC